AAUUAAAGUAGGCCUUACUCUACUACCCACAAUAAGACGGCUGGGGAGCGAGAUGCUGCCGGGACGAGAGAUGGCGGAAAAAGAGAAGGUCUCGUGAUAUGUGAGUUUUUAUCUUUCCCUCUAAAUGGAAAACGGUAACACAAACUUAAAGCAUUGAAAAGUGUAAGUUUUUGAGAAAUUACCAGUACUAAGCAACCUUUUUUUUUUUUCUUCUUCUGUUUUGAGUUCUUAUGUAGCUAGUGUAGACCUAGUAUUUAAAGUGGAGCUAACUCUAACAGUUACAGGUUUCUAGAGUUGUUGACAGGGUCUUAUCAAUAAAUGUUUAGAUAAUGGUAUAAUAAAUUAUUGUGCUUAUUAAAAGAGUUAUAACUGAAUUAUCAGAUCACGUAGAUCUGCUGUGUGUGAUAAGCUUGAGCAAAGUCUUUGUCUUCUGAGAUGCUGAGAAAACCUUGGAAAAUAUCUUCAGCUAAUGUUUAAAUUACUGAAAGCCAAUUAUGUCAGUCAUUCAAAACUGUGCUUUUAAAUUCUGGUCCUUUUUCAUUGAAGUUGAGGGCAACUUGAAUGAGAACUGCGCUGGGACUUUCAGGUUUUGAUGGUUUCCAUGUCUGUCGUGUAUAAUUCAUAUUUCUUUAAUGUCUUUUUUUUACAUUAGUGUGCAUGGUAUAAAAGUACACUGUGUAGUAUAAGCUUUGCUAAAUAAACACUUCUGUAUAUUUUUGUAUGGUGUUCUAACACGGUUGCAUUAGUACAUAUGGCGGUAAUUCACAAAAAGUGCCACUUACCAAUCAUGCUCUGUGGAGUGUUGUGAAUGUUACCUGUGCUUUUGUUGUACAAACACGCUAAUGAGUGUUGUGAUGAACAUUUGCCUUUAGUCUUUGCUCAGGUACAGAUGUGGAGCAGUUUGGUGCUUUUCCUUCUAACUUGUAAUACUUGGGAUUCUAAGCAGAAAAUAAAAUCGAUGAACAAAAACAUUGUGGUUAGAGCAUUACUUUCCAUAGUGGACUUUUUUUUUUUUUUUUUUUUUGCAUCUUAAACAGAAGACAGUAAAGAUCGUGUUUGAUGAAGCUUGUCUCAAUAUCUUAACUUGUGCAUCUUACGCUUUUACAUCUGCCUUGCUAUCUUGAAUGGGAAAUGUAAUAGAAUGGAAAAAUAUUUGUUGAAUAAUGUGAUCUAUAUACAACGUCGUGUAUAUGAAAUUUGUUCCGUAACUAAACUAAUUAGUUUUAAGUUUGCCUCUCAUUCUAGAACAAGGCUUUUGCUGUUUUGAGGAAACUUGCAUGAGACUGAAUAUGCAGUACAGUGAGCAUGGAAAGUAAUUCAAACAUACUUGAGUAUUACCGUGCCACAGUGACUAUGUCAUUAGUAUAGCAACUUUCUAAGUCUCUGAUAUACUGAAGGUGUGCUUCUAUGUAGGCAAUUUGAGAACAAUCCAGUGUUUAAGUUUGACCACAUUCAAAAAUGCAGGACACUGACAUCUAGCUUAGAAAGUGUUUGUUAAACUAGCUACUGUUCUUCAAGGAGGAAUCAAUUUAGUCCAGUUUAUGUAAGUGUACUAAUAGUGUAUUAAUAUAUUUGUAUACUACUUAUGUUUGACUUUGAAAGAACUGCAAGGUAUUGGCAAAAAAAAAAAAAAAAAAAACCAGCAGUAAGUCUAAACAGUCAUAGAUCAAAUAAUUUUUAGUGUAAAUGCUUUUAGCUUAGAAAGUAACAAUACAAGUUUAUAGACUUUUUUUUUUUUUUAAGACAACUUACAGAAAAUACAUUCUGAUUGAGUCUGUUGCUUAUCCACAUGCUUCAUCAGUCAGCCUAACUGUCUAAAUUCUGCUAGGGGAUACCAUAACAGUCCUACAGCAAUAACACUUGUUGCAAAUUUACAGAUGUCCUCAGCAUGUUUUACUAGUUAAAUAUACUGCAUAUCCCCCAUGGCUUUCUUUCUGAGUAAGUCAAAUGAAUGAAAGAAUUGAGAAAAAAAAACAAAGUAAUGGCUGGAAUAAAACUGCUGCUGUUCUGGCUUUUUGUUAUUUGUUUGUUUAAGUUAAAUAAGGAAUUGAAAUGUAAGCCCAAACAGUAAAUCAAGCUUUUUUUUUUCCCCUUCCCUUACUGUUGUUACCUCUAGAGGAAAAUACCUCUCCUCCUUGUUGAUUUAGCAAGUUUGUGACCACUCCUGAGAGGGAAAGGAGGAUUGUGAGGAGAGGUGAUCAUGUCACCAUUGGACAUUUGGAAAGGUUUCAGCAAACAGCACUGACCAAUCUGCUUUAUGGCUAUUCUGACUGACACCAAAUUGUAGCAGCCUGCUCAAACUUCACUCCAACAGUGAUGAGGGGUGUCUGCUAUUGCAGUGAUCAUGGCGUAAAGCAAAGAUGUCAAAACUAAGAUAAGAAGUCCAAGGGGGGAUAUUUUAAAAUUUAUAAAGAAGGCAAUGUAGUAGAAACUAUGUAGUAGAAACACUAGGUAAAUAGCUGGUAUCAAAAUGCUGAUUUACAAAAAAGGAAGUCAGCUCCACAAGAUGUUCAAACUGGUGAAAUGAUUAAGGAAUGAAAUAAUGUGGAUAGUCAAGUAUUAUAAACUAUUGUAGAGAAGAAACAGUUCUAAGAUAAAUAGGUCUAAAAUGAACUUGGUGGGAUUUCGGUUAGGAAAAACUGUUAUUUAGGCAACAGAACUGAAUCAUCCCUGUUUCUUUACCACUGCUGUGUGCUGACUGCCUGCCACCUGAAGCGUUACUGGGCUCUGACUAACGAAGAUGUGGCAUUGGACAUGCAUUUACCAAGGGGGGAGUGGAGGAAAGCAAAGCUGUGUGUGUACACCUGUGCUAUUUGAUGAUAAGUAAAUGAAAAGAGCUGAUCAGAGACCUGUUGACCUUAACAGUGAGUACCAUCAAAGAGUUCUAGCAGAAAACGUCUUGCUCAUGACUAAAUUUAGGUGGAAUUUCAAAUUUAGCUAUAUGUUUCUUGUCUUAAAAUAAACCACCACUUGACUUUAAAGGUGUUGAUAGUGUAUGUUACACAGGGCAUAAAUGUGCAUUACCCAAGUGAUUAUACAUUAAGUGUAAGAGGAAUCGAGACUGCAGAUUUUCAUGUUUUCUUAAGUUAAUACCACUUUGGUGAAAUGUUAUCAACUGAUGUUUCUGUAUAUCUCAGUUUUUGAAUGUAUUCAGGAAGCACCAGAAAUAAAAUUCUGAACCAAGUUUCUGGCUACAGAGACUGGAGUCUCAGCAAAAAGAAACCAAAGACUCACAGACAACAAUCGAAGUCAUGAUGAAGAUUAAGAAAUCUUCCUCAACAGAAGCAAGUUUUGUGGACAGAGAAUCAUUCCAGUUCCUAUCUAGGGGAGAGAAAGAAAACAGAAUCCCAAACAACUAUUUUAGGUUCUCUUGAUCAUAAGCAAUUAGAGGUGUUCUACCUUAAGAUGUCCCUGCCAGAUGAGAUGGUGGCUCUAAAUUGGCUGCUGAGUAACUGAACUAUGUGUGGAAAGAAAUCAGGAUGUUGUCAUGCAUUUUUUUAAAUCUGUUUGUUAAAACAUCCAAAAUUACUUUAUUAUCAUAGUAAAAUCCCGAACUGCUAUUUCCUGUUACAAUUAAAUUUUACAUCUGCUCUUCUCUCACUUAGAAAAAGAGUUAAUUCUCCUUGUGUCUGAUUAUGAUGUUUCUCUCUCUCUCUUUUUUUUUUUUAAUGGCAUAAAAAUUAGUUCUUCAGAAUUUGAGAGGUAGCUCAUUUUUAAGAUUCUUUAGAAUUGAUCUUAGGGGCAGGUGGACUGGGAAAUGAGAGUACUUUGUGUUUUAAGCCUGUAAUUUCUAUUUCAUAUCUUUCCUGAACUCAGCAGAAGACUAAGGGUAUUUAAUUUGAAACCCCUAAAUAUAGAUAAGACACAUCAUCAUUUGGGAACAAAAUCAAACAAACAAAACAAAACAAAAAAAAAACACAAUAAAAGCAGCGUAAAUAAGUGGGUUUAAAUAAUUGUAGCAGCAGCAUCUUUUACAUAAAGCUAAGAGGAAAUCAGAAGACUGCUGUGGGGUAUUAGUGCUGAGCUACGCACCAUGUGAAUAUCUAAUGAGAAGGAUGAAACCUGCCUAUAGAUGUUAUUUCACUGGGAAAUCCUCAUUUCAUAGAGAGGGGAUUGAGAUGCACAGGAUCAUGGCAUAACGGUUGUUAAAUAUGUAGACUUGAGUAGGCAAGAAAUAGUUCCCAAAACAGGUAUACCAACCAAAGUUUUUUUUCAAGUGGAGUGAUAUACUGUACUUCUUUACACUGAUUUUAGAAGAAAAUGUCAAAGUAAGGAUGCUCUGGUAUUGCAACAUUAUGCAAACUGAUGCUAUUUGUGUGCUUAUGCCAUUUUUCAGUUUUGGCUUGAAAUUUGGAACUAUGUAAGGUUAUGCAAAUGCAAAGAUAUUUCUCUUUAACAUGAUGAAGAGACGUGCUUACUUUUCAACAAGAAAUGACUGGUCAAAGUAUGUGUUUUGCAGGAGAAAUGAUGAAAAGAUAUGCUUUCAGUAAUUUGGUAACUGUUCUUACAGUCCUGAAACUCAGGUAGAAAAAUGACAUACAUCCCAUUUGCUAGCGAGAAGAUGAAAACUCAUGUUUUUGUCUAACAAAACUUAACUGGAAAUUAGUGACUACCUGAAAAAAUAGAAAAUAAGAAAGUUUCCUUACAUUGAGGCCUGUGUUUUCUUACAGGUGCCUCUCUUGCUACUGCUAUUCUGGCACUGAUGAGUCUAUGAACCAUUGAUGAGUCUAUUAUCAAGAAGUUCUGUUUUGACAAGAGUAACUGAUGGGUUCGAUGAAUUUUUUUUUAAAUAAUUAUUUUUCAGUGAUUAUUUUUUUAAAUUUCAACCUUUAGAAUAAGGUUUAGAAUAAUAUACAAGCUGAGCAGUAUGAAUUAUACUUGUAUAGGUUAUUGCAAUUAUGAAAUUAAUAUUACUGGGAAUUUUUUACCCCUAUGAAAUUAGGGGUAGGAAAAAGAUCUUAACAAAAUAUGUUAGUUUUAAAAUGUCUCUUUAGAGAUCCAUCUUAUUAUAUUAACCAAAAUAUCACUUAAAUAGGAGAGAGAAGUGUGGAAUGAAUGUAUAGGCAAAAAAACUGAGCAGUGUUGACACAGAGGAUGCUACAAAAUAAGGCCAAGGUAAAUUAGCAUAGUUUUUUUUGCAGUCUUUGUCUUAGCUUGUAGUAUCACUGGAGGAUAUUGACUGCCAAUAAAAUCAGGGUAGGAAAGCAACACUUUCAUUAAAAUGUUAUGAAUUUGGAAACAGACCUUGCUUUUCUCUCUCUCCAGCAUCAAGAAAAUGAUCCAUAUCUCAUCUUGCUUGAAAACCAUUCUACCAGCUGUAAUUAUUUGUCACCUUUCUGAAGAUAUCAUAAAUUACUUUUAAUUAAAACUGGUAUUUUGAUACAGCUCUGCUAUCUCUGCUGGAAAUUGUUUUAAACUUCUUCUAUGCUUAUCACCAAUUUUCUGCAAUACAGCUUUAGGAGGAGGAAUUUGCACCGCACUGUUCAAUAGCAACAGGUCUUAAGAGUAUUAAGGAUGAAAUUCUCAAGGGUCUUUAUGUCAUGGAUGGAAAUGGAAUCAUUACUGUAUUUUUGAACUCCUGCUAACGUCAUUGACACCCACCUACAGUCCACUAGAAAUAUAAGUGCAGAGAUCAGUUCAUUCACAGAUCACAAGGAGACUAACCAAGAAGGGGCAAGCCAGAACUAAAUUCACUGGUAAGCUUUAUUUUAAAAAGAGUUGAAAGGUAGAAUCUGAUUAUCUUUUUUCUUGAGUCAAAGUGUGAAACUGUUCUUUAGUAUCUUAUACUAGGCUGUAUUGUUAUUGCACUUAUUAAUAUAUGUAGUACAUUCUAAUUUCAUGCAGUUUUCAAAAUUGAGCUGUCUGGAUCUCAGGCCAUAGUUCUGCAUUAUCCUUGGAGCCCAUUUAACUAUUCAGCCAGUGAAAAUGGUUGUAAUGUAAUUACAAAUGUAAAUUUACAAAUCCAAAUAUCUUCUCUUAAGUGUCAAACUGGUCCCUUUCAGAAAGAAUCCAGUAUCUAGAAAUAGCUUUGGUAUGGGAAACACUUCUUUACUUCCUAGUACAUUAGUAUAGAACCUAAAAAGUUAAUGGCACACAGAUAUAAUCUGUAGCAAGCAGAUAUUCCUUGCCAUGGAUGAGUUAUUUCCAGAACUCCUCUGGAUUGCUUUAUUUCUUGGUGGUGACAGUUCUGUAGGACUUAAGCAUCCUGAUUCUUUGUCCUUCUUGCAGACAGUCCGUUCAUCUCUUCGACAUGUGGAAAGUGGUGCUCCUGGGACUGUAUACAAUUUUGGCUGUCAGAGGAUUGGCAAAAUGUGCUCCUUUCGAACCAGAUGAAAAAUGGAAACCUCUAGAUAACCCUAGAAACAGAGACUUGUUUUUCAGAACGCUCCAGGCAUACUUUUCAGGCCGGGGUCUUGAUCUCAGAAAGUUCCCAGCUACUUUCACUGUGAACAAUGAAGGACCAAGGCCAGUCAUGUUCUACUCAGAUCCCAUUGCUUCUGCGUUUGCAGAUUAUGAAGAAAGGAAAAAUUCUUUUCCAAAUGACUUCAAAGGCUAAAAGAUGCUGCUGAGCAAGGUAAAAGAGGAUGCUUUUAUAUGUAAGCCAGUGAAAUCCUUGGAUUUCAAGCGAUUCUCCAUUGCAUCUGAAACAUAAAAACAACUUGUUCUUCAGAUGAAAUUGUGUGACACCUUAACUCAUGCCUGAAGCUGUUUUGAAAUUGAUGAGGCUAAGAUGUAUGAGGUAUUUACUACUUCUGUAACAGAAUACAUUGUGCUUGUGCAGAUCUAUGUAGCCUGUGCUCUUAUUUUUAUUUUCAUGUGGAGAAUAAUGAUGAAAAUGUACAGAUAAUAGAGAAGGUGAGUUUUCUUUAGUAAUUGGUAUUAGUAAAAUUAUAAAUUGAGACUACUGGUUUUCUGUCAUGCAUGUAUCAAAAUGCAUUUAUACGUAAGAUGCUGCACUAACAAAGCAUAUGGUAUUUGUAUCUGUCUGUGCAUACCGUUUUCCUUACUUCUACCACUAAAAUUGAAGGUUGAAUAAAGUAAUGUGAACUCA
This is a messenger RNA of Numida meleagris (helmeted guineafowl), 7051 nucleotides long. It is a transcript of the gene C5H2orf66, whose product is annotated as chromosome 5 C2orf66 homolog. Bases 6251 to 6556 code for a protein of 101 amino acids. The transcript is spliced from 2 exons. Lineage: Eukaryota; Metazoa; Chordata; Aves; Galliformes; Numididae. The record is from RefSeq and is a predicted model, not a curated record.